CUUAAAACCCUUCACUUCUAAUUAAAGUGUUUUCUGAAUUCCAGAAAGUCACAUCACAUCAGAGGGAAAAUAAAAGUCGAACCAUCCAGUGAGAGGCAGAGAAGUAACAAACCACUGCAACCGACACUGAGGGGGAAAAAGAUAAGGUGACACCCUGGACAUGGCCUCAGACAUCCACAUGCCAGGCCCGGUGUGCCUCAUUGAGAACACUAACACGCAACUAGUGGUUAAUCCAGAAGCUUUGAAGAUCCUGUCUGCCAUUACACAGCCUGUUGUGGUGGUGGCCAUUGUGGGUCUCUACCGCACAGGCAAAUCCUACCUGAUGAACAAGCUGGCAGGGCAGCAAAAAGGCUUCUCUCUGGGCUCCACGGUUCAGUCUCACACCAAAGGCAUCUGGAUGUGGUGUGUGCCUCACCCUAAGAAGCCAAACCACACCCUAGUUCUACUUGACACUGAGGGGCUGGGAGAUGUAGAGAAGGGUGACAACCAAAAUGACUCCUGGAUCUUUGCCCUGGCAAUACUGCUGAGCAGCACCUUUGUGUACAAUAGCAUGGGGACCAUAAACCAGCAGGCCAUGGACCAACUGCACUAUGUGACAGAGCUGACAGAUAAAAUAAGGGCAAAAUCUUCACCUGAUGCAAAUGAGGUUGAGGAUUCAGCUGACUUUGUGAGCUUCUUUCCAGAUUUUGUGUGGACACUGAGGGAUUUUUCCCUAGAAUUGGAAGCAGAUGGGCAACCCAUCUCAGCAGACGAGUACCUGCAGAAUUCACUCAAACUCAAGCAAGGUACCAGUCCCAAAGAUAAAAAUUUUAACCUGCCCCGACUUUGUAUCCGAAAGUUCUUCCCAAAAACGAAAUGCUUUAUCUUUGAUCGCCCCACUCAUCGGAAGAAGCUAGGCCAACUGGAGACAAUGCAUGAUGAUCAGCUGGACCCCGAAUUUGUGCAACAAGCUGCUGACUUCUGUUCCUACAUCUUUAGCAAUUCCAAAGUCAAAACUCUUUCAGGAGGCAUCCAAGUCAAUGGACCCCGGCUGGAGAGUCUGGUGCUGACCUAUAUCAAUGCCAUCAGCAGUGGGGACCUGCCCUGCAUGGAGAAUGCCAUCCUGGCCUUGGCCCAGAUAGAGAACUCGGCUGCAGUGAAAAAGGCCAUUGCCCACUAUGACCAGCAGAUGGCCGAGAAGGUUGAACUGCCCACAGAAACCCUCCAAGAGCUCCUGGACCUGCACAUGGCCAGUGAGAAAGAGGCCAUUGAAGUCUUCAUGAAGAAUUCCUUCAAGGAUGUAGACCAUUUAUUUCAAAAGGAAUUAGCGGCCCACCUAGAAAAAAGGCGAGAUGACUUUUAUAAAGAGAAUAUGAAAGCAUCAUCGGAUCGCUGCUCAGCUUUACUUAAGGAUAUCUUCCACUCUUUAGAAGAAGAUAUAAAGCAGGGGGUUUAUUCUAAAUCAGGAGGAUAUCGUCUCUUAAUGCAGACUGUGCAGGAGCUGAAGAAAAAGUAUCUUGAGGCACCAAAGAAGGGAAUACAGAGUGAAGAAGUUCUUCACGCAUACCUGAGCUCCAAGCAGUCUGUGAUUGAUGCAAUUCUACAGACAGACCAGAAUCUCACAGAAAAGGAAAAGGAGAUCGAAGUGCAACGUGUGAAAGCUGAAUCUGCAGAGGCUGCAGCAAAAAUGCUGGAGGAGAUGCAGAAGAAGAAUCAGCAGAUGAUGGAGGAGAAAGAAAGGAGUUAUCAGGAACAUGUGAAACAAUUGACUGAGAAGAUGGAGCAGGAGAGGGCCGAGUUAAAGGCAGAGCAAGAGAGGGUUCUGGCUCUUAAACUUCAGGAACAGGCCUUGUUACUAAAGGAAGGAUUCCAAAAUGAGAGCAGACAACUUCAGAGAGAAAUAGAGAGUCUCAAGAAUAACAUGGCAAGACGCAGAAACAAAUGUAUCAUAAGCUAAAGAACGAAGUAAAAGAGAUUCCCUGGUCACUCUACCCAAGGCAUAACUCAAGCAGUUUUAGAAACUUGAAAAAUGUCACAACUUGAGAAAACAUGACCCUCUUUAAGCUGAUAAAAGAAAUCUACAAAAAACCCUUCACCUGACAUACUUAAUGAUGAAAAACAAAAUGCUUUGGUCCUAACAUAGGAAUAAAGCAAGGAUGUGCAGUCUCUCCUCUCCAGUUAAACAGUAUAAUGAAAGGCCUCCUAUAAUAAUGGAAAGAAAGGAAAGGAAGGAAGGAAGGAAGGAAGGAAGGAAGGAAGGAAGGAAGGAAGGAAGGAAGGAAGGGAGGAAGGGAAAGGAAGGGAGGGAGAAAGAAGUAAAGAAAAGGAAAGGAAGGAAAAAAGGAUCAGAAAGGGUAAAAUAAAACUGCCUUUAUUCUUACACACUUUGAUUAUCCACAUAGAAAAAUCCCAGGGAAUCAACACAAAAAAGGAAAAAACAGCAACAACAAAACUCUUGGCACAAAUAUGUGAGUUUAACAAGGUUGUAAGAUUCAAGGUCAAUACACAAAAAUCCACUUUCAACUGUAUUUUUAUAUAAAAGCAAUGGACUAUUGGAAACCAAAAAUUAAAGAACAAUACCACUUACAAUAGCUGUUUUUUGAAAAUGGGAUACUUAGGUCGAAAUAUAACUAAACACACACAUAAUCUUCUAUCUUCAUUCUAAGACCAAAAGAUUAUGGGGUCGAUCAUGAUGUAUGAAUUUCCUUAGAUUCCAACUCCCUUGUAGUUUUUACAAUGUUGCUUUUACUCAUUGUAGAGAAAAAGAUUCAAGACCCUUAUUUUUAGAGUUAUCCCUGACAAAAGCAUGUGCCUAGUAUUUGUUAAGUUUCGCUGAGCAUUAAAAAUAUGUCAACUGUGGGGGGAGGGAGGGCAAAAGGGUAUGGGGGGUAUCAGAAAAAAGGGGGAUAGCUGUAAUACUAUCAACAAUA
Messenger RNA from Myotis lucifugus (little brown bat), 2909 nucleotides. Its product is annotated as guanylate-binding protein 1-like. The transcript is spliced from 11 exons. The coding region runs from base 161 to 1936 and encodes 591 amino acids. Lineage: Eukaryota; Metazoa; Chordata; Mammalia; Chiroptera; Vespertilionidae. The record is from RefSeq and is a predicted model, not a curated record. Gene Ontology annotation, molecular function: GTPase activity; GTP binding.